GAUUAUUAUCAACUAUUUAUAAAAGUACAUAAUUUAAAAGCAAUACAAAAAUGAAAAUCGCUGUCGAAGGUUGUGCUCAUGGAGAGUUAGAAAAAAUUUACGAAACUAUACAGGAGUUGGAAAAGCGUGACAAUAUAAAGGUUGAUAUGUUACUGUGCUGUGGCGAUUUUCAGUCCACCCGUAAUAUGGAAGAUUUACAAACAAUGGCCGUUUCCCAGAAAUAUCAAGAUAUUUGCACAUUUUAUAAGUACUAUAGCGGAGAAUUAAAAGCUCCAAUGUUGACUAUAUUUAUUGGUGGCAAUCAUGAGGCUUCCAACUAUUUACAAGAAUUGCCUUAUGGUGGUUGGGUUGCACCUAAUAUAUAUUAUUUGGGUUAUGCUGGUGUUGUCAGAGUUAAUGGUAUUAGAAUUGCAGGCGUUUCUGGCAUAUAUAAAGGCCAUGACUAUUUAAGGGGACGUUUUGAGUUUUCUCCCUACUCAGAAAGCACCAAACGCAGUGUUUACCAUGUGCGUCAGCUGGAAAUAUUUCGUCUGAAACAACUUUCGAGCAAAAUUGAUAUCUUUAUGUCGCAUGAUUGGCCCAAAGGCAUAUACAACUUUGGUAAUAAAGAACAGUUGGCUCGUUUCAAACCAUUUUUACGCGAAGAAAUGGAUAACGACCAGCUCGGCAGUAGACCUUGUGAGGAUUUGCUUAAUAUGUUACAGCCUCAGUACUGGUUUGCCGCCCAUUUGCACUGUAAAUUUGCAGCCGUUGUGGAACAUUCAAACUCGAAGUGCUGCGAUGAGAAAACGGAAGCAAAGAACAACAUAUUUAAUGAAAAAAAUAACGAUGAAGAUGAUACAACUCCAAAGGGAUCAUUUACAAAAUUCUUAGCUUUAGACAAAUGUUUGCCUAAGCGAAGGUUUUUACAAGUUCUUGAUAUUAAUUCGGAAAACUAUACUGACGAUGAGGGUCAUUUAAGAUUUGAAUAUGAUUUGGAAUGGUUGACCAUAUUAUAUUUAACCAAUCACUUGGUGAAUGUCAAAGAAUCGUACUAUUAUCUACCGAAUGAAAAGAGUGCUAAUGGUGAACGUUUCGACUUUACGCCUACAGAAGAAGAAAUGCAAAAUGUACGUAAAAAGUUCGAAAACGAUCUAAAAAUUCCCAAUAACUUUUGUCGAACCGUUGAAUCAUUCGAUCCAUCUUCAUAUAGCAAAGGUCGGCAUUUCGAACAACCAAAAUCACAAAUUAAUCCACAAUCAUUGCAUUUCUGUGAUACGUUGGGCAUCGAUGACCCCUUGUCGUUAGCAAUGUUGAUGGGCGGUCAUGAAUUGAGUCAUUCCAGUACACUUGAUAAUACACAAGAUUCAGCUUUAAAUGAUUCUCUUCUACAGGACGACCAACAAUCGUCUAGUCUGAAUAUCUCAUCGGCAUCAGUGUGUUUAACAGACAGCAGUCCAUUAAAGCGAAAAAGUAACUCUGGUUUAAUUCUGCCUAAACCGAAAAUGGACGAUGGAAAUAUUAUUGUAAAUACAGAGGAAAUUGAUUUGGAUGAUGAUGACACGAAUAAAGAAGAUAUUAAGGAAGAUCUGCAAUUGGAAUGUGAUCCAUCGGAUGCGUGUACAAAUGAUCAAACACAAAUAGAAAGUACCACCAACGAGAAAGUACUUUCACCAAAACCUCCAAUUAAAAAAUUUAAAAGGCGUAAUCAGGACAUCUACCAAGAAAAAGAAGAAACAGAUGAACUAAAAGAAACUUUAUAAUACCUACUGUAAGGUUUAGUAAAAAUGUUGCAUAUAAAUGCGUUCUAUCAUGUCCUUUAAUUUUUAAAAUUGUUUUUCAAUAUUUUUUUUAUUAUUUUACAACUAUAUAUAAUAUGUAUGUAUAUAUAGAACGAAAUUUUAUGAACAAUUCA
Molecule: messenger RNA, 1894 nt
Organism: Calliphora vicina (urban bluebottle blowfly)
Lineage: Eukaryota; Metazoa; Arthropoda; Insecta; Diptera; Calliphoridae
Gene: ldbr
Product: lariat debranching enzyme
Exons: 2
Coding region: 51-1742 (563 amino acids)
Biological process (GO): mRNA splicing, via spliceosome
Cellular component (GO): nucleus
Molecular function (GO): RNA lariat debranching enzyme activity
Source: RefSeq, a predicted model, not a curated record